GUCUCUUCUCCCACACUCUCUCUCUACACUCCUUCGUCUUCUACCUCGGUGACACCACUAGUCAUCUCAGAGAGAGAACUCGUCGAUAGAUAACAGAGAGAAAAGAGAAGACGAGAGUGAGAUUCUCUUCAGUUUCAGCUUUCACGACGUCUGUGCUCAUGAGCCGACGGCGAGUUCUGUUAUCGGCGACGUUACUCUCGUACUUCCUUCACGGAAUGGCUCUCGUCUCCGUCGUCGCCUCCGGCGUGGAGGAGGUUAGAGAUAACGUGGAUUUGACCAAAACGACGACGUUAACUACCUCUGCGCAUCGGAAGAUGUUACAUCUCUCUCAUGAGACGAGAGCAGAGCCUGAUAGGAUCGGAGAGAAGUGCAAGAAGUCAGACAUUGUGGUGAACCAAGCAGCGACCGAACCUAUGCCCAACGGAAUACCCGGUUACACUGUAGAGAUCACGAACCAAUGCAUGUCUGGAUGCAACAUCUCGAGGAUCCACGUCAGCUGCGGUUGGUUCAGCUCCGCUAAGUUGGUUAACCCGAGAGUUUUCAAGCGUAUUCACUAUGAUGAUUGUCUCGUCAACAACGGGAAGCCUUUGCCUUAUGGCUCUACGCUCUCUUUCAACUACGCCAACACUUUCCCUUACCGUCUCGCUGUCUCAUUCGUUACUUGCUCUUGAGAGUUGAGAGACCGGAUCUUUUUCUUUCUUAUAUAGGAUAAGAUGAUAGUAAAAACAUGGCGGGGAAAAAUUAAGGUACAGCAAGUAUGAUGAUAUUAAUCAUAUUCAUACCACACUCAUCCUCUUUUUGGGUUAUUUUCUUUCUCUUAGGAUGUGAAAUGUUUUUGAGCAACAAUGAUAUAUAUAUAUAAAAGAA
Molecule: messenger RNA, 867 nt
Organism: Eruca vesicaria subsp. sativa (arugula)
Lineage: Eukaryota; Viridiplantae; Streptophyta; Magnoliopsida; Brassicales; Brassicaceae
Source: the annotation of a GenBank genome assembly